AUUCGGACGUCGCUGCUCGAUUCGGAUUUCAACCGCAAUGCUUUGUCUCGUCCUGCUCCUGGCAACUCCAUUCUUAUCUUUUGCUCAUCCAACUCAAGUCAUCAUGCAUUCUACCGCCCGUGAAAAGCCGUCUUUCCCUGCCUCGUACGAGCUCUUUUCGCCAGCAUUUAAACAGCCUGAUCCGCCGCUUGUGAAAGCCGAAUUCAAAUGCAACUGGCAGCAGCAUGCUUGGUCCUCCUCCUUCUCACACAUCUCGUCGGGCUACCUCUACCACUCCACCACGCACUCCAAGGUCCGCGCCGACGCAACCUACGACUCGUUCAUUGAAUCUUCUUUGUUCGACUACACAAACACCAAUGGUGGUAACCUCGUCUGGAAUACCCUCUACACAAUCGAGCCUUCCGUCUCUGCUGCACCGAAGAUCUGGACUGGUUUCGUGAAGCCCGCUUGGGCCCUAUUUGGGGAAGAUACUCUGGCGAAGAGCAAUGCUGUCUUUGCGGGUGUAGUGGAGGACAAAUGGCUAGGUGAGGUCGCAAGUUGGAAGAUUGUGUAUGAGAACUCCGGCUCGGUAACGCUGUAUCUUGAUUCGAGCUGCACGGUUGCGGGAUAUGAUUUCUACGACGUGACAACGAGGGCGGGGAUCGCGAAUCGUUUCUUUAAUAUUGAGAUUGGGCAGAUCGAUGCGAGAGUGUUCGACUUUCCCAAGAAAGAGUAGCGGAAGACAGCGAAUCUUGUCCGGAUUAUUCAGGAUCAACUAUUUCCACACUCACUGCGGUGGAAUCUUUCCAUGCCAAGGUAGUACUGUUAAUCCUCCAUCUCUUGAGAGGGUCAGAACUGUCGGAAAUUUCUCCUUGUGUUUCCAUAGUCCUUCUGUUGUAUCUGAGCCAGACAAUUCCCCGGUCUUUAUCGACGUUCAACGAGAGGCAAUGGAUUCUGUUUGUUUCUGGCACCCCAAAACUUGGAGAAUCAGCUGAUACAUUGCGAGAAUCUGGCUCGAGGUGCUCCUCGACAUCGAUGACAAAUUCGGCGAUUCUGGCCAACAUAUCCGCGUCCCAGAUGCCUUCACU
Messenger RNA from Hyaloscypha bicolor E, 1067 nucleotides. RefSeq lists its product as uncharacterized. The transcript has 3 exons. NCBI's taxonomy places the organism in Eukaryota, Fungi, Ascomycota, Leotiomycetes, Helotiales, Hyaloscyphaceae. The record is from RefSeq and is a predicted model, not a curated record. Bases 38 to 715 code for a protein of 225 amino acids.